AUGGCAGCCAACAAUGAAUCGUUCCCGUUGGAAUUGUUCGAAACGCUUAUAAGACAAAACUAUUCUUAUGGAGGAGUUCUCAAAAAAAUGAAAAUCAGUGCCAAUUCGGAUGUCAAGGAACUCUACACUCGCAAUGUAGACCGCAUGAUUUGUAUGGAGAAGGAUCCGAUGUACGCCACAAUUACGAUAAAAAACCAGGAUCAAUUCUUGUCAGAAUUGAGAGAGCUGUGGGAACAACUAAAAAAACGCCAGGAAGAUAAAGCGGAGAGAAAGAGACAUGGUGAUUGCAAAAUAGACCGGAUAACUAGAAGAAUGAAGCAGCUUAAAGUUCGAAAGAUAAAAGCUCUUCAAGAAGCAAUACACAUACCCAAAGGUCGUGCACUAACCCUAGAAGAAAUUAAGGCAUGGAGAGCCGCUCUUGCGAACAGGAAAAAGGGUGGAAUGGUGGAUGGAAAGGAAGAACGGCAGUGCAAAAGAUGUCAUCUCGUAAUACGCUUUUGA
This is a messenger RNA of Caenorhabditis remanei, 501 nucleotides long. RefSeq lists its product as uncharacterized. The coding region runs from base 1 to 501 and encodes 166 amino acids. The transcript is spliced from 3 exons. The record is from RefSeq and is a predicted model, not a curated record. Lineage: Eukaryota; Metazoa; Nematoda; Chromadorea; Rhabditida; Rhabditidae.